Messenger RNA from Branchiostoma floridae (Florida lancelet), 2978 nucleotides. Its product is annotated as dentin sialophosphoprotein-like. Bases 245 to 2701 code for a protein of 818 amino acids. Gene Ontology annotation, biological process: spliceosomal complex assembly. Lineage: Eukaryota; Metazoa; Chordata; Leptocardii; Amphioxiformes; Branchiostomatidae. Gene Ontology annotation, molecular function: RNA binding. The record is from RefSeq and is a predicted model, not a curated record. The transcript is spliced from 5 exons.
CAUUGCAGCUUUUAUCUUUUUAUUCAUUGAACUAAAAACAAAGUCUCCAUUUGGGUUAGUCCUAAUGUCAAAGGGUAUAUUUUUUCGCGCCAAUUUUUCUCGACAUGAAAUCCUGGUCGUCCCAUAUUUUCUCCAGACGACCGUCCUAGUCCGUUGGUUCCUCCCGUCCCUCAGAUAGCCCGUACUUUCAUGGAAAACACCAUUGCAUUGAUUGACUGUUACAUUCAGGUUCAUAGAAAGCAAGAUGCCUAAAGCAGUUGCUCAGUCAAAGCAGCACAGAAAGCAAAAUGGACAAAAACAAUAUCACUCAUGGAAUGCUUGUACCAGCACAAGCAACACCAGCAGGAAAGGUCCAAGAUCGAAGUCAUCAUGCUCAUCAAGAUCCCAACACAACACUGAAUUGACAGCAGGGUUCACUGCACAGCCAAUGAGAAGGAGGUUCUAUGAAGAGCAAGAUGAAGGAGAAAGAGUCCAACAAAGGGAGAGGGUUGGUUAUUUUAGAAGAAGUCCUGUGAAGACAAGAAGUGGUGUGGGGGACAUACCAAAACAUCCAGCCUCUACAGCCCAGAGCAGGAGUGCCGGCAGUGAGGGGAGAGGGAGGGGAGGUUACUGGAGAACAAGUCCUGUACAGACAAGGAGCGGCCGGAGGACAUCCAGACAUCCUCCCUCCGCAUCUCAGAGCAGGAGUGACAGCAGAGAGAGGGCAGAGGAGGCCACAACCAGCCAGGCUGGAGAGCACCAUGGCAACGGUAGAAGGGAUCAAGAUGCUGGGAUAAGCACAUUACAACAUGGAACAAAUCACAAUACAAGGAGCAGUAUCAAACAUCCACGCCUUUGGCAAAGUGCUUCACACAGUGGGAUAACUGGCGAAACAACAAGGAGAGCUCCCCACAGGCGAUCACCGAUACAGACCAGGUCAAGCUCACGCUCACACUCACAGGGUAGUUAUGCACAGGCUACAAAUAGACAGCAAUCCACACAGCUGCAACCAAGAGCCAAAGCAGCACAACGGAAGAAAAACAGCAGCAAGCAGGUAUCCGUUAAUGUCAGCCAGGCAGGCACUAUUCGGGGAACUGCCGUGAGGCAGAGACCAGGAACAGCACAAAGCACGCGCCCAACUUCCUCAAGGCCCCAAAAGUCAUCUGGGGCACGUCAAGGUAACAGAAAAACAGCAGUGCCAACUCGGGGGAAAGCUCGACCAGCUGAGAGGAAGACAGGUAGGAAAGCCAAUGGGACGACAGCCACUCCAAGGGGAGGAACAGCACAGUCUGGUGAGAGAAAGCGUGGAGUUAAGCAAACUAAGGUGGCAACUCAAACCAAAGGGAAGAAAAGAACAGGCAGCCAGGCAUUUGGUAGCCAGGGCAGCCAGGCAACAGCAGAAGCAGGCAUAGCUGUGAAAGGGAUCAAGCAGACAGGAACAGUCAAAUCAGCUAAGAAACAAAAUGAAAGUCCUACAACAGCAGAAGCAACCAAGAAGCAGAAGAUAGCAGCGGAGCCUGACUGUUGUCCCAUCUGUCUGUCUGAGCUGACGACCCAGCAGCUAGCACACCCUGACGUCUGCCGCCAUGUCUUCUGUCUGGGAUGUCUGCAGACCUGGCAACAGAGGAGGAACACCUGCCCAAUCGACAACAAACAGUUCCAGACACUUGUACUGUGUGGCCUAGAUGGGAAGGACCAGAUGCCAGUGGUUGAGAACCAGAACAAUAGAAACGGAGUAGUACCGGCCGGCAACCAGCCUAACAGUCUGUUACCGGUAACAGAGAACAGAAGUGACGCCAGGGGUCAGAUGGAUCACAACAAUGAUCAGAGAGGUUACGCUGGUCCAGGGAACUGGGGUUAUGAUGAAAGGGGUUGGGAUGACAGUUCUAGUCUUCCGGAUGAUGAAGAAUAUCUGCCCACAUUUGCCUCUAUAUUUGAGGAUGAUACAUAUGAUGAUCCAGAGAAUUGGCGGGAUGACCAGCGUGGUUGGUAUGAUAUGCCCUCUAUUGAGCCACCGCCUGCUUUUGACGAUUACCCAUCUGAUGAUGAUGAUGAUAGCACUGUUAUCCCAAUAAGUAGUGACUCAGAACGUCGGGACACCAAUGUAAAUGGUGGCUCUGAACACUCUGAUCAGGGGGAUUGGGUAAUAGCCUGCCGUUACAGACGUGCACCAGAAGAGAGGGAUAACUCCCACCAGGAAGAUAGGAAUGAUGGGCAUGGAAGUGGGGAUGAUUACCAUGGGGACUGGGGUACUGAGGAAGGGAAUUCCGACUCUGACCAGGGGGAUUGGGUAGUAGGCUGCGAUUUCACACGUGCACCAGAAGAGUGGGAUAACUCCCACCAAGAAGAUUGGGAUGAUGGGCAUGGAAGUAGGGAUGAUUACCAUGGGGACUGGGGUGCUGAGGAAGGGAAUUGGGACGAUGAGCAAGAAGAGCAGGAUGAUGGGGAAGAUAGUUGGGAUUAUGAUGAUGAAAGGUCACGUAUCGCACAUCCUUACCAGGGCGCCCACUUUGCACACUGGGGUGCUGGCUCUGCACAUUGGUCCAAUGGACAGAGGCAGUCGGGUGAUGCACAGCCAGAUUGGGCCCGUCGUUACGAUAUGUGGGCCUAUCAACAGUCACAGAUCUGGAAUGGCUAUGACUAUGGAAGUGGUUACCACCAGCAGGCGCAUUGGCAAUGGCCCCGUUGGUGGAGUGAUUCAAGUAGUUCUGAUGAAAACUAGGCACAGUGAACUAUGUUGUGAGGAAAACAAGGAAGCUGGAAUACAUCAGUUCUUGUUGACAUUAUAUGCUCUAGUACAUGGGUUCUUGGUUCUUUACAUGUUAACAUGAUUCUAGAUCAAAGUUAAAUUGUAACUACCAACACAAAAAUUGCCCAAAUUUUCUGGUUUUUGUGUUGGAAAUAUAAUUUCAGCUUUGAUCAAGAUUGACUUAUACCAACACACGACUUUUCAAGUUAUGAGUCAGAAUUGGUGGUCUAAUUUAACUGAGAUGAAACCU